AUGCUCUACAUAGUCGCUCUAGGCUUCGAAUUCCUCAAACUCUCCUGCAGGUUCAUUGGCGAUGGAGGGAAGAUCGUCCGUAGACGAAUAGAAACUUUGGAGGAACUUCUAGAAGAUUUCGACUGCGUAGUCAACUGCACUGGACUCGAAGCGACGAAGUUGGUAGAGGACAAGCUGCUACAUCCCAUUAGAGGUCAGAUAAUUCGAGUGCACUGCCCAGCUGUCAAACACUUCUUCCUGGAUGACACUAACUAUGUUUUACUAAAGUGA
Molecule: messenger RNA, 270 nt
Organism: Cooperia oncophora
Lineage: Eukaryota; Metazoa; Nematoda; Chromadorea; Rhabditida; Trichostrongylidae
Source: the annotation of a GenBank genome assembly